GUAUGGUCCAAUCAUAGCCAACACUAAGGCCCAUAAUAUCAUUCAGGGUUUAAACUAAGGAUCAACAAAACUUCGUUCAAAUUUGAUCCAUAGAUUAAACUACUUUCGUAAUAUCAAUACAAAAACAAACAGAGAUCAGCUGAACUGUGACAAUGUUAUGACGUGUGGCAACAUUUUGUGAUCCGUUCAUUCUUUUCAAUCUUUUAACAAUCCCAAGCUAAAAUUACACAUCUGUAUUUGACAGUUGCAUCGUUUUUCCAAAUAAAAUUCAAUAAUUCGUUAUGUCCGUCGAAAAUAAAACACGCGUUCCCAAUUUUUCAAAAUCGGAAACAGAAUUGCUCACAAGCUUGGUGAGACAAUAUAGCCAUAUAUUGGAAAAUAAAAAAAGUGAUAUGACAAAUAAUCAGCUGAAGGAGCAAACUUGGUCAAAGCUGGCCAAAGAAUUCAACAGUUUGUCGUCAUUUGUGUUCAGAAGUGACAAGACUCUUCGCGCAAAGUAUGACAAUAUAAAAAAGAGGGCCAAGACCAAAUAUAGUACGUUUCGGAGAAGUUUGUAUGGAACAGGGGGUGGACCAUCCGCUGAAAUUAAUUUCAGUCAAGAAGAGGAAGUGGUAAUGGAGUUAUCUGGGACUAGUGUGAUGGGAUUACCAUCUCGCAAUGACUGUGAUGAGAUAGUAAUAACAAAGGAAACAAAGGAAAAAUAUGCCGAGACCAGCCAAGACACAGCACUUCCGGCAAAAAAUAAUCAAAAUAUACUGAUUGAUGAAAAAAUUAUUGAAUCAGAAACCCCAAAGAGCAGUAAUUUUCUAUUAAAGAGAAAAAUAUCUACACCCCUCACCAAAAAGAAUCCAGAAGUGUUCAAUAAAACAAUGAACAAUUAUAGUGCCUUGGCCAAUAAAAAAAUUAAAUUACUGGACGCACAAAUUGACAAUUUAAAUAAAAAACAAGAACAAGAAGUAAAGGAGCAUGAACUGAGAUGUACACUUCUACAAUUAGAAAUUGACAUUAAAAAAAAAGUACUCGAUAGUUUUAAUUAAUUGAUAAAAUGCGUUGUAAUUAAAUAUAUAUGUAAUUGUAAAUUGUUGUAACUGUGUAAUUAAAUGUAAUAAAAAAAGAUGAGGUUGUUUUCAUUUCAUAUUAAAAAUUGGUUUUAUUAAACAUAUAAAGGACAAUAGUUCAAAUAUAGUAGUAAAUUUACUUUAUAUUUUGAUUUUCCUUUUUUUAAAAGGAAUUCAGCUAUUGUAAACUGCUAAAGUAAUUGUCAAUUAACAUUUGCCUUCUAUAACUAUUGUUGCUGUAAUUGCUGCUGAGGGUGGUAUCUUGGUUGUUAUCACUGCCAGUUACAUCAAUGAUAUUUUCUAAGUUAACAUCUAAGUUAGGCAUGACAUCAUUAUGCUUGAUACACAAGUUGUGUAAAAUGGCUGUUGCAACAAUGAUAUCUUGUACCAGUUCAACUUUGGUCUUAAUUCCCAAUGACAAAACUGGAAACCGUCUCUUCCAUAUGCCAAAUGCCCUCUCUAUACAAUUCCGAGUUCGUAUAUGAGACUCAUUGUAUAGUUUCUCAGCUUCUGUGACAGGAUUUUGUAGAGGUGUCAAUAGAUAUUUUUUGUUCGGAUAUCCAGCAUCACCGAGAAGAACUAGUUGGCCCAUCUGACCUGAUUCAAAAAUAGCACAGAGUCUGCUAUUUUGAAAAAUGGUACUGUCAUGGCUUGCCCCCGGCCAUCUAGCCACAAUAUUCGAAAAUUUCAAGUCUGA
Bombyx mori (domestic silkworm) is the source of this 1755-nucleotide messenger RNA. Its product is annotated as myb/SANT-like DNA-binding domain-containing protein 3. NCBI's taxonomy places the organism in Eukaryota, Metazoa, Arthropoda, Insecta, Lepidoptera, Bombycidae. The coding region runs from base 282 to 1037 and encodes 251 amino acids. The record is from RefSeq and is a predicted model, not a curated record. The transcript has 3 exons.